AUGACACAAAUGAGCCAUAGGUUUGAGGAUGGGAGGCUUAGAUAUAUCACAUUAGGUUGUGCUCGUGGCAGGAAGGCACGGAAUCGAAUCACAAAUGUUGCUCGACCACGUUCGACAUUAAAGACAGGCUGUAAUGCAAGGAUAAAUGCUAUAUUUUUUGAAGGGAUGUUGAAGUUGUUGACUGUUCACAAUACCCACAAUCAUGGACUAAAUCCACAAAAGGCGAGGUUCUUUCGGUGCAAUAGAGAAGUGAGUUUGUCUAUUAAGAGAAUGCUAGAUACAAAUGAUCAGGCUUGUAUCAGAAUGAACAACAGCUUCGCCGCUCUUGUGCAAGAAGUAGGUGGGUUUGAGAACUUGCCAUUCAAUGAAAAAGACUGUCGUAACUACAUUGACAAGGCACGCCACCUUCGACUUGGGAAAGGUGGCAUUGGAGCCCUCCAUGAGUAUUUUGCUAGGAUGCAAUAUAAGAAUAAUGGAUUCUUUUCACUAAUGGAUAUAGAUGAUGAUGGGAGGUUGAAAAAUGUCUUUUGGGCAGAUUCACGAAAUAGGGCAUCAUAUAAAUAUUUUGGUGAUAUUGUCACGUUCGACACUACAUAUCUGACAAAUAGGUAUGGGAUGCCGUUUGCACCGUUUGUUGGUGUAAACCACCAUGGACAGUCAAUCCUUUUGGGGGCAGGAUUGAUUUCUAAUGAGGAUACAGAAACGUUCACAUGGUUGUUUCAAAGUUGGUUGAACUGUAUGGAUGGUGAAGCUCCAAAGGCUAUUAUCACAUAUCAAGAUAGAGCCAUGAAAAAUGCGAUUGCGCUUGUCUUUCUGAAUACCCGACACCGAUUUUACUUAUGGCACAUACUGAAGAAAUUACCUGAAAAACUUGGUUCACAUGGUGCGUACAAAGAUGGGUUAAAAAGUCAGUUGCUUAAGUGUGUGUAUGACUCUCAAACAAUAAAUGAGUUUGGGAGUUGUUGGAAAGUGAUGAUUACAACAUACAACUUGCAGGAGAAUGCUUGGUUGCAGAGUUUAUACGCUGAGCGUACCUAUUGGGCACCGAUACUCCUGAAAGAAAUUUUCUGGGCUGGAAUGAGCACAACCCAACGAAGCGAGAGCAUGAAUGAUUUCUUUGAUGGGUACGUUCAUGCUAGGAAAAACUUAAAAGAGUUUGUUGAUCAAUUCAAUAAUGCGUUGAGAAAGAAGAUUGUGAAUGAAAAUUCAACGAACUUUCACUCAUUCAACGUCACAAUUCAUACCGUCUCUAUUUAUCCACUUGAGAAGAUAUUUCAAGCCACAUAUACUAACUCUAAAUUUAGAGAAGUUCAAAAAGAGGUAGUGGGAAUGCUUGGUGUUCUUCCAACUCUACACCGAAAAGAUGGUGAAAUUGCAACGUACCAUGUAGAAGAUGAAAUAGAAGUUGAUGAUUUCAUCAAGGAGGUGACCCAAACAGUGUACUUUAAUGAGGCCGAAGUUGAUGUGAAGUGUUCAUGCUCACUGUUCGAAAUGAGAGGGAUAUUGUGUAAACAUGCAUUAGCCAUUAUGAGAGUUAACAAAGUGAAAAAGGUGCUAGAAAAGUAUAUAUUAGAUCGAUGGAGAAAGGACAUUAAAAGGACAUACACUCUCAUACACAGUACUUAUGACUCAGUUGAUGCAAGGCCAAAAGUGAGCAGAUAUUCGCGUAUAUUGAAGGUAUGCUAUUUUCUUAUUUUCAGUUAA
Messenger RNA from Juglans microcarpa x Juglans regia, 1704 nucleotides. Its product is annotated as protein FAR1-RELATED SEQUENCE 5-like. The record is from RefSeq and is a predicted model, not a curated record. Gene Ontology annotation, molecular function: zinc ion binding. Bases 1 to 1704 code for a protein of 567 amino acids. Lineage: Eukaryota; Viridiplantae; Streptophyta; Magnoliopsida; Fagales; Juglandaceae. The transcript has a single exon.